CACACACACACAGAGCAGUGAAGGCUAUGGUGGGAGAAGACGCACGCGGACCUCCAGCGAGCUCAUUCCCCCUGUGACGGACCUGCGGCGGCUGCGUGUCUCCGGUUGUGAGAAGAUGUCUGUGAACGAGGUGUACGUGUUCCGGCCCUUCAAGCUCAUCGCGCUGCUGUGCGUCUUCCUGGCGCUGUGUUUGGACGUGGUGGCUCUGCUCAGCCCAGCCUGGGUCACCGCGGAGCAUUUCUCCCUGUCUCUGUGGGAGUCCUGCUCCCAGUCCGAGGCACGGCAUCCGACCGAGGAGGCUCGGUGGAGCUGCUACUCCACCCUCACAACUGAUUGGCAGAUUGCCACCCUGGUGCUGCUGGUUGCCGGUGCUGUGGCAACUCUGAUCGCCUUCCUGGUGGCCCUGAUUUCCCUUUGCCGGGGGACGCAGAGACGGCACUACCGCACCGUGGCUGUGUUCCUUUUCACUGCAGUGGUUCUGCAGGCCUGCGCUCUGGUCCUCUACCCGAUCAAGUUCAUCGACGGAACGGUUCUGCAGACCUAUCACGAGUUCAACUGGGGCUACGGGCUCGGCUGGGGAGCCACCAUCUUCAUGCUGGGCGGAGGGAUCCUCUUCUGCCUGCGCACGGAUGUGUACGAGGAUGCCAUGUACUGAGACCUUUUUUUAAACCCCUCCCCCCACUGGAAACACACACACACACACACACACACACACACACACACACACAGGAUUCCCAUUCAGGAGGUGUGCUACUUUUCUGCACACGGUUCAUGUGUAUGUGAGCACAGGCCCGCCUCUCUCUUCCUCUUGCUGUCUUGCUCUCUCUGUUAUUUUUAGACAGGUUGUGAGGCCUAAUUUAGGCCAGGGCUGUGUGAAUAGGACCCCCGCCCCCUGCUCCUCCCAUGCAGCCAGCGGGUCCCUCAGCCCUGCCGGUAUCAGGGAUGAGGUGGCAAAGCUAAAGAGCUUUCUGGACAGGCACAUGCCCCUGAUGCUGGAUGUUUCCACCGCACGUUGACCUGGACAUCUAUUGUUAGAGCGGCGGGGCAGACCUGAAUGUGCAGUGACUGAACAUUUUACAGGAUUGACGUAUCUCCACAUUUCCUUUAUUUUGUUUUAUAAAUCUUUUUGUAGCAUUUCACAAGGACAAGCAUGUUGUUAAUGUAUUUAGGGCAUACACUUUAUAAAUAUUGAAGUUCCCCCUCCGUGUGUUCUGGCUGAAACAUAUCUAACGCUAAGCCUUCUGAUAUUAAGUGUACAUUAGACUGCUUCGAUAUAUGCUAGAGCUCUCCAGUGUUUAUAGUUUGUUUGCAAACUCACACUAGUUUGUCUCGAAUGAAAAAAUGUAAAUGUGUACAAAGUAUUUCUACAUGAAGGAGAAUAAACAGUUGUAGUUUUGGGA
Molecule: messenger RNA, 1400 nt
Organism: Centropristis striata (black sea bass)
Lineage: Eukaryota; Metazoa; Chordata; Actinopteri; Perciformes; Serranidae
Product: transmembrane protein 47-like
Exons: 3
Coding region: 116-655 (179 amino acids)
Biological process (GO): cell-cell adhesion
Cellular component (GO): cell-cell junction; membrane
Source: RefSeq, a predicted model, not a curated record